Messenger RNA from Parastagonospora nodorum SN15, 1422 nucleotides. RefSeq lists its product as hypothetical. Bases 1 to 1422 code for a protein of 473 amino acids. NCBI's taxonomy places the organism in Eukaryota, Fungi, Ascomycota, Dothideomycetes, Pleosporales, Phaeosphaeriaceae. The transcript is spliced from 7 exons. The record is from RefSeq and is a predicted model, not a curated record.
AUGGCUGCAUACGAGAUCAUCGAGCGGGACGAAGCGGGGAUCGAGACGGGGCGGUAUGUUUCGUCAGGGAAGGGAAGUAGGGUUGAUGUAGUUAAGCCAGCAGAGAGAAAGAGCUAUGUGCAGCAGGUGUUUGAUGUGUUUCUGCCUGCGGGGUAUCCGCAGAGUGACUCGUUGCAAGCUUUCUCGUCGUCGAUUGCUGGAAUGCUCGCUUCGCGUGCGGUGCUUGAAGGUCAUCUUGAUGCAGAAGACACAUUGCGGCUGCAGAAUCUCGUCCCGAGUGUCUACGCAGCAUCUAUUGGAGAUCAACGGCACAUGUCCUCCCACCAAUCCCGCUGCGUUGGCGUGGGAGAUUCGAGUGCCUCGCCUACUGCUGCACUGCUACUCUCCGUGCUUCAAGAGUCUAUGGGACGAAUUGCGACGAUACUGUUUGCGCAUAGGCUAGGCACCGCGCUAGAGCCUGAGUGCAAGAUGUACCGGCUUGCGGCCGACGUCUUUAACGAUACGGCUAUGAUACUCGACUGUCUCUCGCCCGCAUUUCCAAAGCCGUUCCGUGUACUGGUUCUCAGCUUCUCAAGCGUACUACGCUCGCUGUGCGGUGUGUGUGCUGGGAGCGCCAAGGCCAGUCUGAGCGCCCAUUUCGCCAGAAAAGGCAACCUUGGGGAGGUUAAUGCUCACAUCACCCAUAUGAAUCCCAAUGUUGACUUUGACAUAGAAGGACUCGAGCCAGGAAACGGUCAUAUCGCUACUUGGAAUGCUAUCCUUAUCGCGUUGCUGUCAAUUCAUCUCGCGACCAAUUACGCGGCUGUCAAAGCUGUCAGCAUGCGCUGCCUUAAUAGGCAACGAGCCAAUAUCGUGUUCGGGAACUUGAUGCACCACGGCUCAGUUCUCACUCCAACAGAGGUGUCGCAGCGCGAACGCAUCUUCGAGCGAGAUGGCGUGCUCCGUUGGGUCGAUGAUUGUGUGAUAGGACACUGCACAAUAGGUGUGCCUCUUGGAGUGCUCCUGGCCAGCAUGAGCCAACGCUACAGACGAACCGGAUCGUUGGAACUGAGCGACAUAAAUCUGCCGGACUUGAUGGACAUAUUUGCGGACCAAAAAUAUGUCCUAUGGUUCACGGACAGCGAAUACGAAGCCAUUGUUGUGCUUAAAGAAGGUUGCACUCCGAUUGAUCAGCUCAAAGCAUGGGCACACGCUCUAUUGUUUGCUCAGGACUUACGAAACCCUGUGCGUAGGCCAAAGGAUGGUGAUACAAGCCCAAGGCUGAGGCGGGCAGAUGCUCUGCGACGCACAAUAGGUGAAGCAGACAAGCUGUUCGCCAAGUACACCGCAUUGCUGAGGCAAGAGGGCUGGGAUCUAGAUGUCGCUGCUCUGGAAACGCGAGCUGGUGUACGGUCACAGAUUGGCGUCGACCAGGGAAGCUGA